This is a messenger RNA of Trichosurus vulpecula (common brushtail), 2526 nucleotides long. It is a transcript of the gene ALAS1, whose product is annotated as 5'-aminolevulinate synthase 1. The record is from RefSeq and is a predicted model, not a curated record. Gene Ontology annotation, cellular component: mitochondrion; mitochondrial matrix. Lineage: Eukaryota; Metazoa; Chordata; Mammalia; Diprotodontia; Phalangeridae. Gene Ontology annotation, biological process: heme biosynthetic process; hemoglobin biosynthetic process; erythrocyte development. Bases 314 to 2233 code for a protein of 639 amino acids. Gene Ontology annotation, molecular function: pyridoxal phosphate binding; 5-aminolevulinate synthase activity. The transcript has 11 exons.
AGAGGGGGGAGGGCGAGUGCAGGCGGGGGCAGGUUCUGACGCCACGAGCGGCGGAGGCUUGAUUGCGUCUGCGCCGGAAGGAGUGCGUAAGGAGGAGGCCGAGUAGUGAGACUGAAAGAAAAAAAAAAAAAGCAGAGCCGCGCCUGCGCACUGGGUCUUCUCUGUCUAUAAAUCGAGAGGCUUGGGCGGCCUUAAGCGCCUUCUCCAGCCAGAAACUAGAGUGGUGACCUUAGUCCCUCCGGCCCCCAGGUCCCGGCCCCGCCGUCGCCGCCGCCUCCUCGACACUGUUCAGGAUCCUGACCUUUUCCUCAAAAUGGAGACUAUUGUUCGACGCUGCCCAUUCUUGUCAAGAGUACCCCAAACCUUCCUCCAGAAGGCUGGCAAAUCUCUGCUCUUCUACGCGCAGAAUUGCCCCAAAAUGAUGGAGAUUGGAUCCAAACCUGCUUCUCGGGCUAUGACCACUUCACCAACUCACUUCCAACAAGUAGAAGAAACCCCUCCAGCCAAUGAGAAGGACAAAACUUCCAAAACUGUGGUCCAGCAUGCUGAUGAUUCUCAGCAGACCACUGGUGGAUCCCAGCUUCCCGCUGGCCAUCCAGCCUCUGUUAUGAGUCAGGGAACUGCCAGUAAAUGCCCCUUCCUAGCAGCUCAGAUGAACCAAGGAACCAGCAACGUCUUCCGGAAGGCCAGUUUAGAACUUCAAGAGGAUGUACAGGAAAUGCAGGCUGUGAGGAAAGAAGUUGCUCAAACUCCAAUUAAUCCUGCUGUGAUUAAUCUCAAGACUGGUAGAGAAGACCCGAAUGGUUUGCUAAAGAAUUUUCAGGAUCUCAUGCAAAAGCAAAGACCAGAAAGGGUAUCCCAUCUCCUUCAGGACAACUUGCCAAAAUCUGUUUCCACUUUUCAGUAUGAUCGUUUCUUUGAGAAAAAAAUUGACGAGAAAAAAAGUGAUCAUACUUACCGAGUGUUUAAAACCGUGAACCGGAAGGCACACAUAUUCCCAAUGGCAGAUGACUACACGGAUUCUCUUGUUACUAAAAAGCAAGUGUCUGUCUGGUGUAGCAACGACUACCUAGGAAUGAGUCGUCAUCCUCGGGUGUGUGGGGCAGUCAUGGAAACAUUAAAACAACACGGUGCUGGAGCAGGUGGUACUAGAAAUAUUUCUGGAACUAGUAAAUUUCAUGUUGAUCUGGAACGAGAAUUGGCUGACCUCCACGGCAAAGAUGCAGCAUUACUGUUUUCAUCCUGCUUUGUCGCUAAUGACUCCACCCUCUUCACUUUGGCCAAGAUGAUGCCAGGCUGUGAAAUUUAUUCUGAUUCUGGGAACCAUGCCUCCAUGAUCCAAGGAAUUCGUAAUAGCAGAGUGCCAAAGUAUAUAUUUCGCCAUAAUGAUGUAAGCCACCUCAGAGAGCUGCUAAAGAAAUCAGACCCAUCGGUCCCUAAGAUUGUUGCAUUUGAAACUGUCCACUCAAUGGAUGGAGCAGUAUGUCCAUUGGAAGAACUGUGUGAUGUGGCCCAUGAAUAUGGGGCAAUCACCUUUGUGGAUGAAGUCCAUGCUGUGGGAUUAUAUGGUGCUCGAGGAGGUGGGAUAGGUGAUCGUGAUGGAAUCAUGCACAAAAUGGACAUCAUUUCCGGAACCCUGGGCAAAGCCUUUGGUUGUGUUGGGGGCUACAUCGCCAGCACAAGUUCCUUAAUAGACACUGUGCGAUCCUACGCUGCUGGCUUCAUCUUCACAACUUCCCUCCCCCCGAUGCUUCUGGCCGGCGCCCUCGAAUCGGUCCGCAUCUUAAAGAGUGCUGAAGGUCGAGCCCUUCGCCGGCAGCACCAGCGCAAUGUCAAACUCAUGAGACAGAUGCUGAUGGAUGCCGGGCUCCCUGUGGUUCACUGCCCCAGUCACAUCAUUCCAGUCCGGGUGGCAGAUGCUGCUAAAAAUACAGAGGUCUGUGAUGAACUCAUGAGCAAACAUAACAUCUACGUCCAAGCCAUCAACUACCCCACAGUCCCCCGGGGAGAAGAGCUGCUUCGCAUCGCACCGACCCCGCACCACACUCCACAGAUGAUGAACUAUUUCCUGGAGAACCUGCUGGAUACUUGGAAAGCUGUUGGGCUGGACCUGAAGCCUCACUCCUCGGCAGAGUGUAACUUCUGUAGGAGACCCCUACACUUUGAAGUCAUGAGCGAGAGAGAGAAAGCCUACUUCCAGGGCAUGAGCAAACUGGUUUCUGUCAGUGCCUGAAUCCGACCUCCUUAUCUCUACCUGCUGUCCCCCAGUCUCCUAUCUGUAUCGUCUCUGUAGUCUUUAUAUAUGAAUUAACUUAUCUUAAAUUUUAACCCAUAGUAGAAACAUAGUUCUGAAAAUAAAUUCCUAUUAAAGCAUUACGGUCUGAUUCUAUAACGUCAGGGUGUUUUGUAUGAUAGCACAGACUGAUCAAUUAGUCCUUUUUCUCCUCAGAUCUUGUCUUUCCCAUCUAUCUGUAUUAUGCUAAUUAAUAAUAAAAAAUCAACCUUUUUCUGGCCCUGUUUACAAAA